CCAAGCUGCAUCCAGAGCUACUAGCGAACCCCCAACAUCCAAGGCUUUAGACUGUGUGACGAGCCUGUAGACUCAUUGGUAUAACUAGAUUCCUCUGCCCUCUCUUUUGUGUGUUGCAAUUCUUCCGUUUCAAUGGCGUUACUGCAUCGACUUGCUGCUUCCUCGGCCUAUCGCUGCGCUCCCGGUAUAUCGUCGAUUCUAGUCAGAAGAGCUUCCACCAUGGCCCCCAAGCUCAGAGAUCCGUCUCUGUUGAAGAAGGAUGUUUGCUAUGUCAAUGGCGCGUGGGUGACUGCCAAGUCGGGCAAGACCUUUGAGGUCACCGAUCCCGCCACCGGCGAAGUCAUCACAACAUGCCCCGAAUUCACCACCGCCGAUACUGAGUCCGCCAUCACCGCUGCCGCCGACGCCUUCAAGACCUUCCGAAAUCUGACCGGCCGCGAGCGCGCGAAGCUGCUGCGCAAGUGGUACGACCUCGCCGUGGAGAACACAGAAGAUAUUGCCCAGCUUAUUACCUGGGAGAACGGAAAGCCUCUCGCAGAUGCCAGAGGUGAGGCCGCCUACGCUGCCAACUUCUUCGAGUGGUUCAGCGAGGAGGCUCCCCGCACGUACGGCGACGUCAUUCCGGCCAGCGUACCAGGAAACCGAGUAUGGACUACCAAAGAGCCCGUUGGUGUUUGCGGUCUGAUCACUCCAUGGAAUUUCCCUGCGGCUAUGAUCACGAGAAAGAUUGGCCCGGCUCUUGCAGCGGGAUGCACCGUCGUGUGCAAGGCGCCCUCUGAGACCCCCCUCACAGCCCUUGCGCUUGCUGAGCUGGCUCACCGAGCUGGAAUUCCCAAGGGCGUUGUCAACAUCGUGACGACAAAUGAUAACACCGUCGCCAUCGGCGAGCAACUGACGACAAACCCUACAAUCAAGAAGGUUUCCUUUACUGGCUCCACCAACGUCGGCAAACUCCUGAUGAAGCAGUCAUCCAGCACUCUCAAGAAGCUGUCACUGGAGCUCGGUGGAAACUCUCCCUUUAUCGUGUUUGACGAUGCUGAUAUCGACGCUGCUGUCGCGGGCGCCAUUGCUUCCAAGUUCCGAUCUUCAGGACAGACCUGCGUGUGCGCCAACAGAAUCUAUAUUCAGGAGGGCAUCUACGAAGAAUUCGUGGCCAAGUUUGUCGAAAAGGUCAAGGCAUUCAAGAUUGGCAACGGCUUCGCCGAGGGUACCACUCACGGACCUCUCAUCCACGACCGCGCCAUCGGCAAGGUUGACUUCCACGUCCAAGACGCCAUCAAGAAGGGCGCCAAGCUCCUCGUCGGUGGCCAGAAGCUGCCUGAUGUUGGAUCCAACUUUUACGACAUGACUGUCCUGCGUGACAUGAACGCCGAUAUGGCUAUUGCCUCUGAGGAGACAUUUGGUCCCGUUGCGGGCCUCUUCAAAUUCAAGACAGAGGCAGAGGUUGUCAAGCUGGCGAAUUCUUCCGAGGUUGGCCUGGCUGGCUACUUUUACGCUCGUGACCUGGAGCGAGUUCACCGUGUUGCUGAAGCUCUGGAGGUUGGCAUGAUUGGUAUCAACACCGGUAUCAUCUCCGACCCUGUCUCACCUUUCGGAGGUGUCAAGGAGAGUGGUUUCGGUAGAGAAGGAUCAAAAUACGGUAUUGCAGAGUACCAGAUUACAAAGAUGAUGACCUAUGUAAUGCAUCGCAGGCGCAAUGGCAAUUUUAUGGCCUCUUUUUGCCAAACACGUCUCUACCUUUCCUCUGCAUCGCCAGCCUCUCGCCUCUCAUCAACAAGCUUCAAACAUACCAACAAAGCUCCUUGCGCCGCUUCACUCGCUCGUCCAUUCAGCCACUCCUCAUCUCUCCUCAAAAAGCGCAAAAUCGCUCCCGCAAGCAACAGCCCCGAGGCUUCUUCCUCAUCAUCACCACCACCACGCUCCUCCUCCUCCAACAAAGCCGCCGACACCACCCACCCCAACCCCGAAGACCCCCUCGACUUCUCCUCCAUAAUUGCCGCAUACGCCCCCAUCGACAUCCACUUCAAAACUCAGCUCCAAGCCGUCCUCCACGGCGGCCGCUUCAACCCCGACGCCCUCGGCGCCCUCCCCGUCGCCCUCAAAGACGAUGACGGCUCCAAAGUCACCUUUCCCCUGCACGAGCUCGCCCAGAUCGUGCCCCGCUCCGGUCGCAUCAUCUCCCUCCUCGUAAACGACCGCGAGUACCUCAAGCCCAUCAUGUCCGCCGUCCAGUCCAGCAAGGACUUCAACCAGCAGCCCCAGCGCUCCGACGACAACGAGCUCGAGCUCCUGCUCAAGGUCGAGAUGGAGCGCAAGGACGACCUCGUGCGCCGCGUCAAGGAGGCGUGCCAGGGUUGGAGGGAUAGGGUGCGCCAGGCCCGGACCAAGCACGAGAAGGCGCUCAAGGAGUGGAAGAAGAAUGGCACCGUGCUGCCGGAUGUAGUGAGGAAGGCGGACAAGGAGCUGCAAAAGGUGCAGGAUAAGAAGAUGAAGGAGAUUGAUGGCGAGGAGGCGCAAGUGAUUAAGCAGCUUGAUCGCAAUUGA
Trichoderma atroviride IMI 206040 is the source of this 2544-nucleotide messenger RNA. RefSeq lists its product as uncharacterized. Gene Ontology annotation, molecular function: succinate-semialdehyde dehydrogenase (NAD+) activity. Gene Ontology annotation, cellular component: cytoplasm. Gene Ontology annotation, biological process: GABA catabolic process. The record is from RefSeq and is a predicted model, not a curated record. Lineage: Eukaryota; Fungi; Ascomycota; Sordariomycetes; Hypocreales; Hypocreaceae.